Molecule: messenger RNA, 1415 nt
Organism: Chenopodium quinoa (quinoa)
Lineage: Eukaryota; Viridiplantae; Streptophyta; Magnoliopsida; Caryophyllales; Amaranthaceae
Product: auxin-binding protein ABP19a-like
Exons: 1
Coding region: 564-1190 (208 amino acids)
Cellular component (GO): cell wall
Molecular function (GO): manganese ion binding
Source: RefSeq, a predicted model, not a curated record
GUUGAAAAGGAAGUAAUAUCAUUCAAUACAAUGAUUUAUGCAUAAUUUUACAUGUAAUUUUAAUUAAUACAAAGUACGAAGUAACAAUUUAGAAAAUAUAUGAAGUACUACUUAUUUAUUUCAAGACCUUAGAUGGCUUAUUUAGUUAUGUACUUUUAAUGAAAUCCUGUUAACAUCAAUGAAAAAUGAACCUCAAACUAUUAAAAAAAAAUAAUAAAAAAAAGGAAGAGCAAAAAGGAAAAAGUCUAUGGAUAAAUAUAAAUUCAAUGGAUUAAUAAAUGCAAACUAUGAGUCAAUAAAAUGCUACAAAUAAAUAAUUGAAUUGGUUAUCUCUUAAAUAAUCAAAUUCCUCUUUAAAUUAUUGCAUAAGUCAUUUAUAUUAUUCUUUAAGCCGCGUACAACGGUUAACUGUCUGAUACAUUUGCAUGCUUGGCAGUCCUAUAUAAAGGGUGUCAAUUGCCGCAAAGAAAAUACAAUCAAACCAUCUACAUACAAAAACCUUCAUCUUCAUUACCUCAUUUUUCCACCAUCUGUAGUAUCACAUAUUUCUAGCUUCUAACAAAAUGAGAAAUCUUUCGUUUUUCUUUGUUUCCUGUCUCCUAUCCUCCUUGUCACAUGCUAUAGAACUCGACUUUUGUGUCGGAGAUCUUAGUCUUCCUAGAGGACCUGAAGGAUAUGCUUGCAAAGAUCCUGCUAAAGUCACAACUGAUGAUUUUGUUUACACGGGUUUCCGUGGUGAAAAAACUCCGAACAAUGUUUUUGGGAACAAUGUGACAUUAGCAUUUUCAGAUGUGUUCCCAGCCUUCAAUGGUUUAGGCAUAUCUAUGGCCAGAUUAGACUUUGCCAUAGGAGGAGUUAUCCCAGUACACUCCCAUCGUACGUCAGAAGUUCUUCUUUUGGUAAAAGGUUCAAUUAUUGCUGGAUUUAUUGACACCAACAACACCGCAUACUAUAAAAGAUUAGAGGUUGGUGAUGUGAUGGUAUUUCCACAAGCCAUGCUUCACUUCCAAAUCAACGUUGGCAAAACUCCGGCUACUGCCUUCGUUAGUUUGAAUAGUGCAAACCCAGCAUUACAACUCACUCCUACAUCCUUAUUUGCUGGCAAUUUACCUGCUGACAUAGCCCAGAAAAUUACACUCUUGAGUCAUAAAGAGGUAAUGCGAAUGAAGCGAAUAUUCGGCACAGCAUAAUAUCCUUCCUAAGCUAAUCUUAUAUUCUAAGCUACCGAUUUAUCUCAAUGUCCAACUUAUUUAUUUCUUAAUAGUAUGAAAAUAAAGGGUAUAUGAAUGCCCAUUGUAUUACUUGGCUACUUGCAGCGUAUCACUCUCACAUGUUACGUAACGAAUUGUUGAUUUUCAUGAUUGUAUACUUCUUAUAAUCUCAUAAUCAAUAAAAAUUCAUUUAUCUUUUUGUUA